AUGCGGUCGGAUCCUGGCGACUGGGAUGCGAAUCCGGAUCUAUCCAUUUCCGCUUUUUCGGAGUUACCUUCAAAGGACUUUGGUGUCAACCAACAUAUGAUAAUCAACCAGGAAUUCAAGGAAGCCUUGCGUCAGAUUUUAUGGCAGUUUCGAGCGCCGAUUCGGUACGCGUUUGCUUAUGGAUCCGGCGUCUUCCAGCAGACAGGCAGUGCGCCUGGCUCCAACCAAUGCCACCCGUCGGCCCCAGCAGCCAUUAAAAACAUGCAACAGGGUCAAGGCAAAAUGAUUGAUUUCAUCUUCGGAGUGUCCUACUCCCAACAUUGGCACUCCUUAAACCUGGGUCAGCAUCGCGACCAUUACUCUGGUUUAGGCUCCAUGGGAUCUUACAUGGUGUCCCAAGUGCAGGAUAAGAUUGGCGCGGGCGUGUACUUCAACCCCUACAUCACUGUGAACGGCACACUUAUCAAGUAUGGGGUCGUGAACCUGGACACAUUAUGCCGGGAUCUCAGCCAAUGGGAUACCUUGUAUCUUGCAGGACGGCUGCAAAAGCCGGUCAAGAUCUUGCGUGACCACCCGAAGGUGCGCCUUGCGAACCAGAUUAACUUGCUGUCCGCUGUCCGAGUAGCUCUACUACUUCUGCCAGCUGAAUUCACCGAGUUUCAACUGUACAGUACUAUUGCGAGUAUGAGCUACAUGGGUGAUCUUCGCAUGGCACUGCCAGCGGAAGACCCCCGCAAGGUGAACAACAUUGUCUCUUCGCAGAUGGCGAACUUCCGGCGACUGUAUGCACCACUUAUCGAGAACCUUCCAAAUGUUACAUUUAACGACAGGCGUUGCACCGAGGGCGAUUGGAUCGAUGAUCCCGAUGCAAAUGUUCGCCUCACUCAGGAUAUGGACCCGGUAAAGCGCGGCAAUAUGGUUCGCCGUCUUCCCGAGUCUUUCCGUGCGAAGCUGUACUUUCAGUACCAAACGCGCUAUCAAAUUCCACGGGCGGAGUUUGACAAAAUGAUGAAAGAGAACAAUGACACCUCCGACUUAGUACGUCGGAGACAGGGUGGGCCAUUUGAACAGCGUAUUGCUGAUGACAAGAACCUCACGACCGAAGUGCAGGCUGCAAUCUCGAAGACCAUCCGCUGGCCCAGCACCGUUCAAUCGGCCAAGGGACUACUCACGUCGGGAAUAGGCCGAACCUGGCGCUACCUGCGAGAGAAGCAAGAUAAAUACAAGAAUCUGACAGGAUGGCUACCAGAAACUCCCCCUUCGAUCUCUCCAAAUGCGCGCGCCCUAACAUCCUCAAAUUGCAGCCUUACCGUUGCGCCAGAGAAUGAUGGGUCGAACAUUUUGCUCGAUGCCAACGAGAACGCUUACGGCCCUGGUCUUGCGCUGAACUCUGAAGGUGCAUUGGAGAAGUCUACAGUGACGGGAACCUCGACGGGUGCUUCCAAGCCAGAGAUUGAUCUCCUGGGUCUGAACCGUUACCCCGAUCCUCACCAGAUCGAGUUGAAAAAGCUUUUCUGCCAACUGCGCAACACCCACACCCACACCCAGAAGGACCUUGGGCCUGAGAACCUCUUCGUUGGUGUCGGAUCGGACGAGGCCAUCGAUGCGCUACUGAGAUGUUUCUGUGUUCCUGGCAAGGAUAAGAUCCUUACCUGCCCUCCCACAUAUGGCAUGUAUGGAGUCAGCGCACAAGUGAACGAUGUCGAGAUUGUGAAGGUGCCUCUGGACGUUAACAAUGACUUUCAACUGCAGCCGGAGAAGAUCAAUGAGGCGCUCGCCGCUGACCCGUCGAUUAAGAUGGCGUAUAUCUGCUCACCUGGUAACCCCACGGCGAACCUGAUCAAGAAGUCUGAUAUCCUGAAGGUGCUUGAGCACCCCACAUGGAACGGAGUGGUGGUUGUGGAUGAGGCGUACAUUGACUUUGCCCCGGAGGGCUCCAGUCUCGCGGAAUGGGUCACGGAAUGGCCCAACCUGGUGGUCAUGCAGACGCUGAGCAAGGCCUUUGGCUUGGCAGGUAUCCGAUUGGGUGUUGCGUUCACCAGCCCUCCGAUUGCGACCCUCCUCAACAGCCUCAAGGCGCCCUACAACAUCUCCAGUCCUACCAGUGCGCUUGCCACGGCAGCACUCUCCCCGACCAACCUGGCCGUUAUGAGGAAGUACCGGGAGCAGAUUAUUGCCCAGCGGAACCGCUUGGUGCAAGAGUUGCCCAAGAUCCCGGGUAUUGGCCGUUUCCUUGGCGGCCAAGAGGCCAAUUUCCUUUUGGUCGAACUACUAGAUAAGCCAACCAACGAGGGCGGCAAGCCUAGCAAUGCGACUGCCUUGGCCGCUUACGAGGCCAUGGCCGAGAAGAGGAGUGUUGUGGUGCGGUUCCGUGGAAAGGAACUCGGAUGCGAGGGCUGCCUGCGUAUCACUGUAGGAACCGAGCAGGAAGUCACCAAGUUCCUGCAGGAACUGCGCGUGGUGCUGCACGGUAUUCUCAACGGAGAGACCAUCCAAUCUCUGAGAGAUUAA
Molecule: messenger RNA, 2511 nt
Organism: Aspergillus ibericus CBS 121593
Lineage: Eukaryota; Fungi; Ascomycota; Eurotiomycetes; Eurotiales; Aspergillaceae
Product: histidinol-phosphate transaminase
Exons: 5
Coding region: 1-2511 (836 amino acids)
Biological process (GO): cardiolipin biosynthetic process; CDP-diacylglycerol biosynthetic process; L-histidine biosynthetic process
Cellular component (GO): mitochondrion
Molecular function (GO): L-histidinol-phosphate:2-oxoglutarate transaminase activity; phosphatidate cytidylyltransferase activity; pyridoxal phosphate binding
Source: RefSeq, a predicted model, not a curated record